Messenger RNA from Rhinolophus ferrumequinum (greater horseshoe bat), 2975 nucleotides. RefSeq names its product SRY-box transcription factor 30 (gene SOX30). Lineage: Eukaryota; Metazoa; Chordata; Mammalia; Chiroptera; Rhinolophidae. The record is from RefSeq and is a predicted model, not a curated record. Gene Ontology annotation, molecular function: sequence-specific double-stranded DNA binding; DNA-binding transcription factor activity, RNA polymerase II-specific. Gene Ontology annotation, biological process: regulation of transcription by RNA polymerase II. The transcript is spliced from 5 exons. Bases 1 to 2301 code for a protein of 766 amino acids. Gene Ontology annotation, cellular component: nucleus.
AUGGAGAGAGCCAGGCCAGAGCCACCGCCUCAGCCCCGCCAACUGCCGCGGGCGACCCCGCCGCGCCCACUGCGCCCAGCUCCGCCCCCGCUGCCAGUCGAGGGCACCCCGUUUCGGGCAGUGGCCGUCGAGCCCCCUUCGUCGCCGCCCGCCCCGUGCGCAGCCGCCAUUGCAACCGUGGCCUCGUCGUGCGGGGAGGCUCCGGCGUCGGGGGUACUGCCCUCGGCGCGGCGGCUACUACACGUGAAGCCAGAGCAGGUGUUGCUACUGUCGCCAGGGCCACCGCUGCCCCAGGCCUGGGACGAAGGCGCCGCCGCCUCGCCCGCGCAGGCGCGACUGCUACAGCUGAGACCUGAGCUGCUGCUGCUUCCACCGCUGCCACCCACUUCGGACGGCGCCCCCUGCAGUCCAGAGUUGCACCCUAUGCAGCCCCGGGCCCUGCACGUCAAGGCUGAGAAGCAGGAGCCUGGGCCUAGCUUGGAUCCUUUGGCGGGGCCUGGGAGGUCCAUCGAGGCAAGCCAUAGGGCCUCCAGGGUGGCCAAGGUGGAAGGCCCUGGGCUGGCUCUCGACAGCUGCCGAUGGGACGAGAAGGGCAAACUGGAGGCGGAGGAGGUCAUGAGGGACGAGGUGAACGGCGGGGAAGGCAAAAGCUUGACUGCCGUCAGAGAAGGAAUCAUCAAAACGGAGGAGCCUGAGAGACUCCACGAGGACUGCAGGCUUGACGCGGAGUCCGCGUCUAAUGGACUGGUCCAUGGCAGCAAGGAGGUCAUCCUGGCCCAGCCGUCCAGCGCCUUUGGGCCGCACCAGCAAGACCUCAGGAUCCCUUUGACUCUUCAUACCGUCCCCCCUGGGGCACGGAUCCAGUUUCAGGGACCUCCAACUUCAGAGCUGAUCCGAUUGACCAAGGUCCCCUUGACACCAGUGCCUAUUAAAAUGCAAUCCUUACUGGAGCCUUCUGUAAAAAUUGAAACCAAAGAUGUCCCGCUCACCGUGCUUCCCUCAGAUGCAGGAAUACCAGAUACUCCCUUCAGUAAGGACAGAAAUGGUCAUGUGAAGCGACCCAUGAAUGCAUUUAUGGUUUGGGCAAGGAUCCACCGGCCAGCACUAGCCAAAGCUAACCCAGCAGCCAACAAUGCAGAAAUCAGUGUCCAGCUCGGGUUAGAAUGGAACAAACUUAGUGAAGAACAAAAGAAACCUUAUUAUGAUGAAGCACAAAAGAUUAAAGAAAAACACAGAGAGGAAUUUCCUGGUUGGGUUUAUCAGCCUCGGCCAGGGAAGCGAAAACGCUUCCCUCUAAGUGUUUCCAGUGUAUUUUCUGGUACCACACAGAAUAUCAUCUCUACAAAUCCUACAACAAUUUAUCCUUAUCGCUCACCUACCUACUCUAUGGUAAUUCCCAGCCUACAGAACACCAUCACUCAUCCAGUUGGUGAAGCCCCACCUGCCACCCAGCUGCCCACACCUGCAGUGCAGCACCCAAGCCCCAUCACACUUUUCCAGCCCAGCGUCUCCGCCACUGCCCAGGUGGCCCUCCAGGCUCCAAGUCUGCCCCUCCGCCCAGCACUCCCACCACAGCGCUUUGCUGGGCCCUCCCAAACGGACACUCACCAGCUGCCUUCCGGAGAAAACCGCUCUGUGAAGAGACCCACACCUGUCUCUCUGCAGAGCACCAGGAUUCCAACUAGUGCAAGUACUGCGCACGUCAGAUUCACAACCUCGACCAUCCCGCCUCCCAAGGAGUAUCCCAGUGUUUCCACUUGCCCCAGAAGUACUCCAAUCCCCCAGGCUCCGCCUAUCCCACACCCCCACAUCUACCAGCCUCCUCCCCUUGGCCAUCCCGCCACGCUGUUUGGGACACCACCGCGCUUCUCUUUUCAUCACCCUUACUUCCUACCUGGACCUCACUACUUCCCAUCAAGCACGUGCCCUUAUAGUCGGCCUCCUUUUGGCUAUGGAAAUUUUCCAAGUUCAAUGCCAGAAUGCCUUGGUUAUUAUGAAGACAGGUACCAAAAACAUGAGGCUAUGUUUUCAGCUUUAAAUAGAGACUAUUCUUUUAGAGACUACCCAGAUGAACGCACGCACAGUGAAGAUUCUCGGAGUUGUGAGAGCAUGGAUGGGACCCCUUACUAUAGCAGUCAUGGCCACGGUGGGGAAGAAUACCUGACUCCCACGCCUCAGCUGGACAUCGGAACCUUGGAGAAUGACUUCUCAGCCCCGACAUCAACUCCCUCUAACAUUCAGCAAGUCAAUGUCACCGAUAGUGAUGAGGAGGAAGAAGAAAAAGUGCUCAGGAAUUUAUAAUUUUAAAACAAAUAUGCACAAAAAAUAAACAUUUCUUAAAAUAUAUUCUGGGUCAGUUGGUGUGAGAAAAAAAGCCUAGAAUGUUUUGCUGAGAGUUUUCGAGCCAUGAUUCGAGGAGUCAAACCAAACUCAAUUUAUGCCUUCAUAAAGUUUUUAUUAGUGAAACUGGAGUCCCGAUGUUUCAUCGUAGGAAUAUUUAAGAUAUGAAGUAGUUUAUUUUAAGGUGGAAAUUUGCAUCAGUAUAUAUUAUCAUUACUUUAUCUUGGAAUGUGCAAAAUACCCAAACCUCACAAUUAUGUGAGGGAAAAGGGAGCAUAUAUCUGGCAUGACAAGUGUGAUUGUAUUUUACCUCGGGAUACAUUUAUUUACUUUUCUUACAUGAUUUUUUUGUUUGGUGUUUAUGUAAUCCUUAUGGAUGUUGUCAAUUUUUAUGUACCAUUUUGAAAAUACUAUGAUAACUUUUAGUAGUGCAUUGGGACUCAGUUACUAAAUUUAAUUUACUCUGAUAACCAGUUAUAAAUUGAGAAUGUGUCUUAACAGCACCUGGGUAAUUCCUUCUGCUAAAUUAGUCGUUUCUGUUUGGAAACAUUUUCAUCAUCUUUUGUGGAUAUCUUUUUCCAUUUGGUAUACAUUGUUCUACUUUUGUUAUAAUUAAAUAAACAGAAAAAAUUGUU